Pimephales promelas (fathead minnow) is the source of this 812-nucleotide messenger RNA. It is a transcript of the gene cckb, whose product is annotated as cholecystokinin b. Gene Ontology annotation, molecular function: neuropeptide hormone activity. Gene Ontology annotation, cellular component: axon; extracellular region. The record is from RefSeq and is a predicted model, not a curated record. Gene Ontology annotation, biological process: digestion. Lineage: Eukaryota; Metazoa; Chordata; Actinopteri; Cypriniformes; Leuciscidae.
GUGUGUGUGAAUGCAUUUGUGUGCGUGUGUGUGUGCACGUCACAGCUGGGUAUAUAAGUGCCUCUCUCCCUCUUUCCUGAGAAUACACUUUCAUUCUCAUCCAAGCUCACAAAACAGAAUAAGGAUGAACAGCUGGGUGUGCGUGUGUGUGAUCCUGGCUGCGCUUUCCGCCUCCUGUUUGGGUCGGCCCUGCUCCUCUUCCCUUGACACUGAUGAUAGCCCUCUGCCCUCGCAGGAGGAAACCAGUUUAAGUGGGCAUCACCGGGUCGCCCGCUCCACCAGCCUCACCCUCAAACAGCAGCCAGCAGGCAACACAGACCCAGACACCCGUGCCAACCUCAGCGAACUGCUGGCCAAACUCAUCUCUAAGAAAGGCUCUGUUCGUCGUAACUCCUCCAUGAACAACAGCGCAAACAGUAACCACCGGAUAAAAGAUCGGGAUUAUGUGGGCUGGAUGGAUUUUGGCCGCCGGAGUGCUGAGGAAUAUGAAUACUCAUCAUAAAAACCAUAAAUAUCAUCUGGUUCCUCAUCUACAAAAUAAAGAGUAUAUUUAUUACUACUAUUGUUAUUAUUAUUCCAAUGUACAUUUGUUUAGAAACCAGUAUAAUGCAGAAUAGACAUAUGAAUAAAUUUACUAAAAAAGACCAAAAAAAACAUUCCUAAAGUAUUGUUUUUAAAUCUUGUCAUUUUAUUUGCUUUUCUUUGUCAGUGGUUUUGCAUAAAUGAGAACCAUUAACCUAAUGUGUAUCAGAUUCAUGGAACCACAGUUUUCAAUAAAUCAGGUCAGCAUUCAACUUUGGCCUUAAAUCCUA